This is a messenger RNA of Ustilago hordei, 2124 nucleotides long. RefSeq lists its product as uncharacterized. Gene Ontology annotation, molecular function: DNA-binding transcription factor activity; sequence-specific DNA binding. The transcript has a single exon. Gene Ontology annotation, biological process: regulation of DNA-templated transcription. The record is from RefSeq and is a predicted model, not a curated record. NCBI's taxonomy places the organism in Eukaryota, Fungi, Basidiomycota, Ustilaginomycetes, Ustilaginales, Ustilaginaceae. The coding region runs from base 1 to 2124 and encodes 707 amino acids.
AUGAACGGCAUCGACAAUGGUCAGACCUUUGACCCGGCAUUUGACGCCUUCUUCCAGGCACCUUGCUCCUCUUCACCACACCAUCAGCUUCAGCAUCUUGUCUCCGACUUGCCAUCUAUGGCGCACCAUCCCAAUGCUCACGUCGCAGACUCCUCGCUGAGCGCCUAUGGUCAUGACGCAACACCCAUGCGACCCACCUCCAGCUCCUCUGGCAGCAACUUGCAUCUCAACAUCUCGGCUCUCUCGGUCAAAGGUGAAACCGAUCAGCAACACCAGCCACGCUUCGGCAACUCUCUCAACUUUGCCGCCACCAACACCCCUUCGCCUCAAUCGAAUCUCGCAUCUCCAGCUGAUGCAGCAGCCUCAUUUAGCAUGCACGGCGCACAGUCGACCUCACCGCUCUUGCAUCCAGACGGCACAUCCGCCGCCAUUCCCGACGAACAUCUUGGCGCGCCUACUGCCUCUUCACCGCUGCGAACAGAGCACAAUCUUAGCAACGAAACAGGGGGCAUGACCACCGCCAUGCGAUCCUACAGCUCCACCUCGAUCAAGAGUGCCACUGGCUCACAGAAUGCAGAUAGCCCCACUUCCGCUUUCGGCGGCGUCGGCAACCAGAGCAUGGGCGACGUCUCAGUUGAUGAUCCCAACGUAACGAGCCAGUCUGAAGCCGAUCUUGCAGCAGAAAAGCGUCAGAGCAGCAAGUUCGUAUACAAGCUCUUCCGCAUGGUCGGUGAUCCCGACUACCAGCAUCUCAUCAGCUGGAACCCUAACGGCACUAGUGUCAUGGUCUGCAACUUUGACGAUUUUGCCAAAGAAGUCCUCGGCAAGCAUUUUAAGCACAGCAACUUUUCCAGCUUCAUUCGACAGCUCAACAUGUACGGCUUCUACAAAGUCAACAAGACUCCACGCGGACACCGUCAAUCAGUCGAUCCACAGAUAUGGGAGUUUUCGCAUCCCAAGUUUUUGAGAGGAAGGCCCGACUUGCUCGAUGACAUUCGCAGGAAGGCGCUCGAUUCAGAGCACGCCCGUGUCGAAGCGCGCGAUCUUCAAUAUAGUGUCAGCGUUGGUCAGAUGCAGUUGCGACAGCAGCUUGACGAGAUGCAGUUCAGACUCGAGGAACUCGCGGAGCAAAACAUGGCCCUUCGCACGUUCACAACACAGCUCAGAGAUGUUCUGGGACUUGUGUUCGAACAUGUUAAAAAGACGAGCGGUGGCAACCUCGGCUUUGACGUCCGCAUCCCCACACUCGAUCUCCCCUUGCCUAUGCCCCCUCAAGGGCUUUGGACUCCUCAGGGGCACGAUGGUCCGCCUAUCUUUGUUACCGAGCCCGAGUUUGGUGCCGGAGUUGGUCCAGGCGGUCUGCGCAUCGGCCCUGGCCAUGGCUUGGGUCACGGUCCUCAGUCUAUGCACGGUCCUCCGCCCUCGUUUGGUGCAGCUCCUGAUGGAUUUGGCAUGGUAGCAACGCCUCUCUCUCGUCGCGUCUCUUCUAGCUCGGCUCACAGCGAAAGCAUGCUCACCAUGAAUGGUUCCCCGAUGCAUGGCUCAAUGCAGGGUGAAGCCAUGAUGAUGGGACAGCCGCAUGGCUUGCCGCAACGUUCUCCCUCAUUUGGGGAAGGACAGAUGCCAUCACCCCAGUUCAACAUCGGUCGAGGUGGCACUGGAGGUCGACCAGGCCUGGCUAGUCUUGCCAUUGACACUUUAGCAGCAUCGGCGGGCAUGUUUGCACCCGGCGGCAUGUAUCACCGCGCUAGCCCAACUUCGGCAGGUCUCUCUGCGAGCAAUGCCGGACUUGGCGUGUUGAGCAUGCCUCCAUCGCCACUGACACCACAGCAUCAAGCCAUGAUGGCAGCGAUCAACACGCCCUUGCCACCGUCGCCCGCACCUGGAUCCAUGGCAGGCUCACCCUUUAUCGUCAAUAACGGCUUCCCCGCUUUCAACAAUGGUCAUCUAAACAUGGUCGAUCAGAGCUUCUUUGGCCCCGAAGAUGAGGGUCCAAAUGCCAAGGCGAUGCGAACGCCGCUGAAGCGUACUGCAUCCAAUUCACGACCGAGUGUACAUGGCACACCAGUGCUCAUGCAGACCGCAACGUCGCCAGGGCUUGCCAAGCGCAAGUCGCCAGUGUAG